Messenger RNA from Pseudoliparis swirei, 2104 nucleotides. Its product is annotated as calreticulin-like. The record is from RefSeq and is a predicted model, not a curated record. Lineage: Eukaryota; Metazoa; Chordata; Actinopteri; Perciformes; Liparidae. The transcript is spliced from 9 exons. The coding region runs from base 39 to 1316 and encodes 425 amino acids. Gene Ontology annotation, molecular function: calcium ion binding. Gene Ontology annotation, cellular component: endoplasmic reticulum; endoplasmic reticulum membrane. Gene Ontology annotation, biological process: protein folding.
UAACAAGGACGUUGUCAGCAGUGGAUAGUUGAGCCGAGAUGGGGAAAAUGCAAGUUUUGGGUGUCGUUGCGGUAAUGUUAGCCGUGUACUGCGUUCAUGCAAACGUUUACUUUCGGGAGGAGUUUUCAGACGGUGAUGAAUGGAGAAGUCGCUGGUUGAAUUCCAAACACAAAUCUGACUAUGGAGAGUGGAAACUAACAGCUGGCAACUUCUAUGGAGACGCUGAGAAAGACAAAGGUCUGCAAACAAGCCAGGAUGCUCGUUUCUAUGCUACCUCUGCCCGUUUUGAGCCCUUUAGCAGUGAGGGCAAGCCUUUGGUCAUUCAGUUUACAGUAAAGCAUGAGCAAAAGAUUGACUGUGGUGGUGGCUAUGUGAAGGUCUUCCCUGCAGACUUGGAUCAGGCUGCCUUGAAUGGAGAGUCCUCAUACUACAUCAUGUUUGGCCCUGAUAUCUGUGGCUACAGCACGAAGAAAGUCCAUGUAAUCUUCAAUUACAAGGGCAAGAAUCAUCUCAUCAAGAAAGAGAUUAAGUGCAAGGAUGAUGAGUUCACCCACAUGUACACGCUGAUCCUGAAUCCAGAUCAGACCUAUGAGGUGAAGAUUGAUAAUGAGAAGGUUGAAUCUGGCAGUCUGGAAGAAGACUGGGACUUCCUUCCUUCAAAGACCAUAAAGGACCCCACAGCUAGUAAGCCAGAGGACUGGGAUGAUCGUGCCAAGAUUGACGAUGCCGAUGACACCAAGCCUGAGAACUGGGAUACACCUGAAAACAUUCCAGACCCUGACGCUAAAAAGCCUGAAGACUGGGAUGAGGAUAUGGAUGGAGAGUGGGAGCCACCCAUGAUCCCUAACCCAGAGUACAAGGGGGAAUGGAAACCCAAACAGAUUGAUAAUCCCAACAACAAAGGGCAAUGGGUGCAUCCUGAGAUUGAGAAUCCUGAAUACAGUCUUGAUUCAAACAUCUACAAGUUUGACAGCAUUGCUGUUUUAGGUCUUGAUCUUUGGCAGGUGAAAUCUGGUACCAUCUUUGACAACUUCCUUAUCACGGACGAUGUGAAGGAAGCAGAAGAUAUUACAAUGGAGACAUGGGGUGUGACCAAGGAACAAGAGAGGAAAAUGAAACAGGAGCAAGAUGAUGUGAAACGAAAGGAAGAGGAGGAGAAGAACAAAGAACAAGACACCGAAGUUGUUGAUGAUGACGAUAAUGAUGAGGAUGAUGAGGAUGAGGAAGACAAUGAUGAGGAAGAAACAAAGGAUGACAUGGAGGAGGCACUUUCAGAAAUGGAUGCCGAGGAAGCAAAGCUUAAAGAUGAGCUUUGAGGAGGUGUGGCCAGAGAUUUUGUCCGUCCCUCCUUUAGAAACUCUGUCCUGUAUUUCCCGGGGAUAUUGUGGCUGCUGUGCAUCCUUUUCCUGAGUUGAGAUUUGGACACAAACCAAUUUUGAAGGGGGGAGGGGACAAGUGGAUUUUAAUAGACAUAGUCUUUUUUGUUUGGUCCUGAUAUAUUGCCCCUGAACUGCUAGAUUGAUUCUGAGGUUUUCCACCUCUAAAGUCCAUUUGUCUUUUGGUGAGAAAACUGAAAUCCACUAUUUUCUUGGUCUACUUUAAAUGCAGAGUCCCUUACACAGGUUGCAGAGUUAGUCAGAAGCUGUGAUUGAAAAUUCACAUUUGUAUGCUUGCAGGGAAUAAUAAUUAGCCAUUCAUAUUUGAACUUCCUUGUCUCAAGGUGAGAAAAUUAAUCUUGCAACUUGGAAAAACAAUAAACGCACAUUCACAUUUGGAAAAAACUAUGCAAAAUUUCACCACAGACAGAAAUCGAGAUUGUCGGUGUAACUUAUUUUGGCUGUCUUAAAGCAAUGACUCUUCCACAAUUUGAAGGCAUAAUUGAAUGAAGUGUUUAGAUAAGAAUUAAUCUUCAUCUAAAUACACAAAUUGUUUUUCUACAUGUAAAUGGCAUGAAUGUCUUUAUGGUAAUGUGAUGGAUCCUGCAUUAUUUCUGGAGAAACAGAUGAUGAGCCCCUGGUGUAAUGACUUUUCUAAGGGUCACACACUUAUUUUUAUUCGACAAUGUUAUUGAUACCAAAGUUUUUAUUAAAAGAUUAUAACCUUA